Molecule: messenger RNA, 1854 nt
Organism: Saccharomyces kudriavzevii IFO 1802
Lineage: Eukaryota; Fungi; Ascomycota; Saccharomycetes; Saccharomycetales; Saccharomycetaceae
Gene: TOM70
Product: protein channel TOM70
Exons: 1
Coding region: 1-1854 (617 amino acids)
Cellular component (GO): mitochondrial outer membrane
Molecular function (GO): protein-transporting ATPase activity; protein binding
Source: RefSeq, a predicted model, not a curated record
AUGAAGAGCUUUAUUUCGAAGAACAAGACAGCCAUUUUGGCAACCAUCGGUGCUACAGGUGCUGCCGUCGGUGCAUACUACUACUACACCCAACUGCAACAACAGCAACAACGGGGAAAGAAGGACACCAUUACUAAGGAUGAAAAGAAAGACGUGAAGGGUUCUCAAAAGAAAGCAGAGGGUAGCAAGAAAACUGCAAGCGAAUCAAAGGCCCCUGUUUACCCAGUUUCUAGCAAUGGUGAACCAGACUUUUCAAAGAAGGCAAAUUUUACUGCUGAAGAAAAGGAUAAAUAUGCAUUAGCAUUAAAGGAUAAGGGUAACCAAUACUUCAGAAAUAAAAAAUACGAUGAUGCUAUUAAAUACUACAAUUGGGCGCUAGAAUUGAAGGAAGACCCAGUUUUCUACUCGAAUUUGUCCGCCUGUUAUGUUUCUGUUGGCGAUCUGAAGAAAGUCGUUGAAAUGAGUACCAAGGCUCUUGAAAUAAAGCCGGACUACUCGAAAGUCUUGCUAAGAAGGGCCUCUGCUAAUGAAGGUUUGGGAAACUUUGCUGAUGCCAUGUUUGAUUUGUCUGUAUUGUCCUUGAAUGGCGACUUCAACGAUGCUUCUAUUGAACCAAUGUUGGAAAGGAACUUGAAUAAGCAAGCUAUGUCCAGACUGAAGGAAAAAUUUGGUGACGUUGAUGCUGCUACUGCCACUCCAACUGAGCUAUCCACUCAACCACCUAAAGAACGUAAGGACAAGCAGGAAAACUUACCAUCAAUUACAUCCAUGGCCUCUUUCUUUGGUAUUUUCAAGCCUGAGCUAACUUUUGCCAACUACGAUGAAUUCAAUAAAGCCGAUAAAGAAUUAAUGGACGGGUUAGCUAAUUUGUAUAAGAGAUCUCCUGAAAGCUAUGAUAGGGCUGAUGAGUCCUUCACAAAGGCCGCAAAAUUAUUUGAAGAGCAGCUAGACAAAAGCAACGAGGACGAAAAACUAAAGGAAAAAUUAGCCAUCUCUUUAGAACAUACAGGUAUUUUCAAGUUCUUGAAAAAUGACCCAUUGGGAGCUCAUGAAGACAUCAAGAAAGCCAUCGAAUUGUUCCCAAGAGUCAACUCUUAUAUUUACAUGGCUUUAAUCAUGGCUGAUAGGAAUGACUCCACCGAAUACUAUAACUACUUUGACAAAGCUCUGAAGCUGAAUCCCAACAACUCUUCUGUUUACUACCACCGUGGUCAAAUGAACUUCAUUUUACAAAACUAUGAUCAGGCAGGAAAAGAUUUUGAUAAAGCCAAGGAAUUAGACCCGGAAAACAUAUUCCCUUAUAUCCAACUAGCAUGUCUAGCAUAUCGUGAAAACAAAUUCGAUGACUGUGAAACCUUGUUCAGUGAAGCAAAGAGAAAAUUUCCGGAGGCACCUGAAGUACCAAAUUUUUUUGCUGAGAUUUUAACUGAUAAGAACGACUUUGAUAAAGCUUUGAAACAAUAUGAUUUAGCUAUUGAAUUGGAAAAUAAGUUGGAUCGUAUUUACGUUGGUAUCGCUCCAUUGGUCGGUAAAGCUACUUUGUUAACAAGAAAUCCAACGGUGGAAAAUUUCGUUGAAGCCACCAAUCUGCUAGAAAAGGCAUCCAAAUUAGAUCCAAGAAGUGAACAAGCUAAAAUUGGCCUAGCUCAAAUGAAAUUGCAACAAGAAGAUAUUGAUGAAGCCAUCAUGCUAUUUGAAGAAUCUGCUGAUCUGGCCAGAACUAUGGAGGAGAAAUUGCAAGCCAUUACUUUUGCUGAGGCCGCUAAAGUUCAACAAAAAAUCAGAUCAGAUCCAAUAUUGGCAGCAAAGAUCCAAGAAACUUUAGCUAAAUUACGCGAACAAGGUUUAAUGUGA